Portunus trituberculatus (swimming crab) is the source of this 1008-nucleotide messenger RNA. RefSeq names its product mucin-2-like. NCBI's taxonomy places the organism in Eukaryota, Metazoa, Arthropoda, Malacostraca, Decapoda, Portunidae. The coding region runs from base 1 to 1008 and encodes 335 amino acids. The record is from RefSeq and is a predicted model, not a curated record. The transcript has 5 exons.
AUGGAGAGGGGGCCAUACGAGCGUAAAGCCCAGGGCCCUGUGACGAGCAGAGCAACAACAGAUGUACCCAAGGCUGGCUCUCCCCAACUCACCACCACCACCACCCCCACCAAUGAAUAUCCCCCAAAAUACACGAUACAUUUCAGGACACAAGAGCGAAAGACACGAGGGAAGCAGCAUGAGGAUGAGAGGGACUCUCCCUCAGUGCCACAGGAAGGGCGCCAACACGCCUGUUAUCAGCGUGCCGUGACAAGAAAGCGCGUUAAGGUUCUCUUGGCUCCACCCAUCCGUGCCUGCCCCAGCGUCCCCGUGUCGCGGUGGGCGGCACGACAGGGUUUGCGAGAGGCGAGGACACUUGAUAGAAUGUCGCCACUCAGCAGGACGUGCCACGGUCACCUGAGAGCCGCCACACCUGAGCCCCGCGCCUCGCCACACUCACCCACCUUAGAGGACACACCCGCCACGCUGCGGGAGGCGCGGUGCUCCCUCGGCCACGGCAGAGCAGCGGCGCGCCGCCCACCUCCAUGGAUGGAAAUGAAGGCUUCCAACAAGUGUGCCAAGCCUCACGACUCGCGACACUCCCCUGGCCAGGCGGUGAGCGGCAGCAGGGCACCGCCACCCCAGCCUCCACCGUCACGUCCCGCUGCGCCUCACCGCCCCGCUCCGGGAGAGCCAUUAGUGCCAGGGUCGUGUGUCUCUGGGGACGCCGCGGCACUACAAGCACGCCGGCACGCCGCGGCCAUCAUGCAUCAUGCUCCCACAACGAUGCCACCACAAUGCACCUUGGCACCCCCGAUCCCCACCCCGACCGGAGCUACCACGCAGGCCGCCACGAAACCCACGUCCCUGUGUCAAGACACGGCCAGCCACACAUCCACCAACAGCCAGGUCACGUCACCGCCGCUCCCACCUGGCCUGCUGCAGCCCCUGGUCCCGCGGCACAACCAAGCCGCCACGCCGCCACGCCACUACAGCGACACGCCGUGCGGCCAUACUACCACACCGUGA